AUGAUAGGGCGGUUAGCGUUUCGAUUUCAACCAUUCCGUCCCCAAAGGCGCAUACACGUGCUCCAGGAACCAUCCACCUAUCUUCGACUGAUCUCGGCAAGAGCGUAUUCUAGAUCGCCCACCCUCUGCUCGUCCUCUAAGAAUGAAAAAGACGACGGGUAUCCACAUGCACAUGAUGGCCGUCAACAUGGUGACCGUCAAUAUGAUGAAAAUGAUCUCAACUGGGCUAGGAACUGGAUCGCCGAGGGCGAUGUGAAAAAGAAACUUGCAAAAUUCCCUCCCAGCAUCGGCGUGAUAACUUUCUCAAGAUCCUCAGGACCGGGAGGUCAGAACGUCAACAAGGUUAAUUCAAAGGCCACACUCAGGGUGCCCCUUGAAAAGUUAGAACCCCAUAUACCUCGAAUAUUUUUCGGGGCACUGAAAAGAAAGGUCAGCAUGAAUCGCCUAGGGCUCUUAUAUGGCGAACCACACCAUAAGAAUCAAUGUCGCUAA
This is a messenger RNA of Orbilia oligospora ATCC 24927, 492 nucleotides long. RefSeq lists its product as uncharacterized. Gene Ontology annotation, biological process: mitochondrial translational termination. The record is from RefSeq and is a predicted model, not a curated record. Gene Ontology annotation, cellular component: mitochondrial large ribosomal subunit. Bases 1 to 492 code for a protein of 163 amino acids. The transcript has a single exon. NCBI's taxonomy places the organism in Eukaryota, Fungi, Ascomycota, Orbiliomycetes, Orbiliales, Orbiliaceae.